Rhopalosiphum maidis (corn leaf aphid) is the source of this 1612-nucleotide messenger RNA. RefSeq lists its product as uncharacterized. Lineage: Eukaryota; Metazoa; Arthropoda; Insecta; Hemiptera; Aphididae. The transcript has 4 exons. Bases 286 to 1143 code for a protein of 285 amino acids. The record is from RefSeq and is a predicted model, not a curated record.
CAGAACAUCGGCACGUCGCCGGCCUCGUUCAUCGCAGAGCACCACCACCGCCACCAGCACCGUCACACCGUCCUCACACAGCCGUCACGUCACCAUACCUCCCGGUCCUCGUCCUCACCCACACACAUUCCCGCGCCACCGGAACCGCCACCGCCGUAAUCACUGACUCGCCGAUACGAUCCAGUCAAACACACCGCUCGACAACAUACUCCACCACCACCUGCGAACGCGUCCGGAGGCAGUCCGGCGACGUGUCAACAUUGAAUCAUCACACAAACACCGGAGAUGGACCUGAUGAAAAUCAGCGUCGUAUUGUACAUCUCACUCAUAUUAAUACUCAAUAAGUAUUCGGAUUGUACCACUCAUCCAAGGGUCAAAAUGUAUGGUCCUAAAGUAACAGUCAUAGAUCGUCGGAAACCUGAGCCGAAAAUUGGACAAGACGCAAUGAAUGAGGUGAAAAUUAUUUCACAACCCGAAGAUUUUUUGGACGAACCCAGCUGCCUCGAAUUGCGCCUUAUGUGGCGCACAUAUCAGCGUCAGAUUCAGAUGACACAGUCGGCCAACAAUUUACCACUGACUUUCGAUCCGUUUGCAUUUAAUACGUGGGAAGAUUACAUUAAGCCAAGAUAUAUAAACAGACAGAAAUCAAUGAUGUUUGAAAGAACCAUUCCAGACAGAUUUCAUAUUUACAGGCAACUCAGACCGUUUGAAAAAAUCGCUAGGCUGACCACUACAACGAGGGCUAUCAUGGACGAUCAGUUAACGAGAAAAGCAAAUUUAUUUCGUCUGGGUUAUCAUCCCUUAACAAAAAUACCAGUUAUCGCCAUGCGCCUGACGGCUAAAGACAGAUUUCAAGAACUAAAAGAACUGAUGCGCCACGAGAAAUCGAACAAUUACCCAACGGGAGACAACGAAGACGAACCGUUUUCCGUCGUACCGAUUACCGCGGCAUCCGUUACUUCCAAUGGCACUGCAGGCAAAAAACGACCAGGCUACGAGUCGUUGAUGUCGCGACCCAGGCACUUUUCACAAGGACACUAUAUGAACGUGAAACCAAACGGCGAAGAGAUCGAAAAUACUGCGACAGUUACACCUCAGUAUAAAUCUUCGCCACUUAUCAGACCAUGGAAUUCUAGAUGGUAAAUGUCAUAAAGACAAUAUUGCGUCGACAGUAAAGCCCAGAACACCUAGGUACACAAUAUUAUGUUCAUAUAUAUUCAAAGCAAAUCCUACGUCCAUUCACAGAAACUUACCAUUUGUCUUCCUUCCGACGAUGAAUUACCUGAUUUGUUGCGCUUGUUCUUGUAUAAAACAAGAUUAAGGUAAGCAUAUAGACACACUUAUUCUUCAUCAUAAUAUUAUAUUGAUUAUAUUUUUAAUUAACGACUAAUUCAAUUCAUUUUUUUUUUGUGUAAAUUAUUAUCAAUUUUGAAUGCCUGUUAAAGUCGUGUUAUAAGUGUAUUAUACGUCUUCACGUAAUUAAAUAAGCACAUAUACUUAAUAGUAAGUUGAAUUGUGAUUAAAAACAUAGUUAAUAUAAAUAGAACAGCAUUAUAUAUAAAUAUAUAUUAUAGUUAAGAUAAUAUUAUAUACUUACACACAACUGCGACCA